UGCUGCGUUUUAGGAGCACGGGCUGCCAUGGAAGGGCAGCCGUGUCCCCCAGCCUCUGAGCCCCCCUUUUCCCAGAGGCUCUCCCCCCUUUCCGAAGGAGAUGAGCUUGAAGGUGAAGAAGAGCAGGAGGAGGACACAACCGGGGCGCAGCCAAGAGAAGAGCUGGGGGAAGGCUCCCCGGAGCGGUUGGGGCAAGUUUCUCCACGCCGCUCGGGACGGUGCUGCCGCGGGCAGGGCUCUCUUGCCCCUCGGGGUGCAGGCAGGCCCUGCCAGAAGACUGGUGAGGAUGAGGGGGCUUCCCCGUGCCACCAGGCGCUGGGGGAGCUGCGGCCGUGCCGGCGGAAGCACCGCUUGUGCCUGAAGCCUGAGACAAGCCGGGUACCCGCAUCCCCGGGACGGGGGGAGAGCGUCGAAGAGCCAGGGCCCUCCCGGGGAAAAAGGCUGCGGUUGAUCUGGGGCCGGAUGGGUGACUUCAGACAGAAGGAGAUGGAGAAUGGGCUGGAGGAGGUGCCGCGGAGCAGCGAGGAAGAGGAGGAGGAGAGACUGUCUCGGUCCUGCUCCCCUGAGCUGCCCCUUUCUGACGAUGCCCGUUCGAAGCCGGACUUUGUACAGCUGAUCGACGAGCGUGGCAUCUACUCCACCGCCAAGCUGGUGCUGGGGAGCGCGGUGGGCGAGCUGGAGGAGGCGGCAGCGGGGCUGCCGGCCCACCCAAAGCGUGGAGCAAGCGGCAUCAGCGAGCUGGAGAUCCGUGAGGUGAUCGUGGAUGAGAAGCCCUUCCAGUGUGGAGUCUGCGAGAAGGCCUUCAAGCGGGCCUGGGAGCUCUUCAGCCACGAGGUGGUACACAACGAGGAGCGCCCCUUCCGCUGCGACCUCUGCCAGGCCUCCUUCAAGCGCCACUCAGACUUCAAAAGCCACCGGCUAGUCCACACGGAGGAGCGACCCUUCCGCUGCGAGCUCUGCGGCAAGCGCUUCAAGCGCUCCUCCAACCUCCAAGAGCACCGGCGCAUCCACAGCGGCGAGCGGCCCUUCCGCUGCCCCCGCUGCGCCAAGAGCUUCAAGACCCCCUACGAGCUGCAGCGCCACGCGCUCACCCACUGCGCCGAGAAACCCUUCAAGUGUGCCGACUGCGGGAAGGACUUCCCCACCUCCAACGCUCUCCUCCUCCACCAGCGCCAGCACUGCGAUGACAAACCCCACGUCUGCGGGGUCUGCGGUAAGAAGUUCACCUACGGGCACAGCCUCAAGGUGCACGAGCGGGUGCACACGGGCGACCGCCCCUUCAUCUGCCCGCUCUGCGGCAAGGGCUUCAAGCAAUCCAACGCCCUCUCCUCCCACGAGCGGGUGCACACCGGCGAGCGCCCUUUCGUCUGCAAAACCUGCGGCAAGGCCUUCAAGCAGUCGUCCUACCUGGUGAUCCACGAGCGGGCGCACACGGGGGAACGCCCUUACAAGUGCGAGGUGUGCGGGAAGGCCUUCGCCCGGCCCUCCUUGCUCCUCCAGCACCACCGCGUGCACAGCCAGGAGCGGCCCUACAAGUGCAGCUUCUGCCACAAGUUCUUCAAGGACCUGGCCUACCUGGCCGUGCACGAGAAGGUGCACACGGGCGAGACCCCCUACAAGUGCAGUGUCUGUGACAAGGGCUUCGCUCACCCCUCCAACCUGCUGCAGCACCAGCGCGUGCACCGCGACGGCUGAGCCCCGGCGCGGCGAGCGCAGCCAUGGUGUUGCCAGGCCGCGGCGGCUGGAGGCAUGCCGCCACCAACAGCAGACGAACGCCAGGCUGGGAGACCCCAUACGUCUGCCCGAGGAUCAUCGUGGACCUCCGCAAACCUGCGGAAUUUCUCCUGAGCUCCGGCCCUUUGCCAAACCUGGACCUGUGCCGUUGUCUCUUCCUCCCUUUGUGGGGGGUGAUCCCAGCCGGACCCUCCCCGAGCCCGUGAGCCAGGGUGGCUGCAAGCUCCUGGCAGGCCUGCCGUGGCUCGUGGCAUGCUGUGGCUUGUGGCUCAUGGCCAGUGGGCAGGCAGGAGCCCUCUUCUUUGCUCUCGUGUGAGGAGGAGGGCUGAGACCCCCCCUUUAAGUCAUCAUCCCAAGACCCCCUCCCCAGUCAUCCCAGUGAGCGUGGCUCAGCCUGGGAUGGGGGCUCCCAGGGAGUCAGCGCACGCUGUUGCCUGCAGGAGGGGACAGACCUGCCCGGUUUUUGGGAAGGAGGUACGAAGUCGGGACGGGCAGUGGAAAGGAUUAUGGGGAAGAGCAAGGAGCAGGCACCUCCUGUUCCCCCUGAAGCCUUUUGUGGUUCAAGUGUCCCGUCCAUAUCUCAUGCUGCUGCUGCUAAUGACCCCGUUAAUUGCCCUCUUUUUUUUUUCUGCCCUUGAGCGCUGGUGGGGCUCGUAGGGAGCAGAAGAAAGGGGGGGACGCACACGCUGCUGCCGUCCACUUUGGGAGUCUCAGCAAGCGACGCCUGGCGCUGUAAGACCUUCUCCAGCCGCUCCUGGGACUUUCCAGGCAGGAACCUGGAUGGGCAAGCAAGACACAAACAGCCCUCUACAUCAUCCUCCUCUUCCUCUUUCACUUCCCGGAGCUACCCCUGUGUUGCUGCCGGCGCCUGGAUUUGUCCCCCCUUCGGCUGAUGGCUGCUGGGCAGAGGGUGGCACAUGGACCUUUGAUUGUGAGGGCAAGACAGGAGCCCUGUUC
Molecule: messenger RNA, 2691 nt
Organism: Egretta garzetta (little egret)
Lineage: Eukaryota; Metazoa; Chordata; Aves; Pelecaniformes; Ardeidae
Product: zinc finger protein 883-like
Exons: 2
Coding region: 28-1695 (555 amino acids)
Biological process (GO): regulation of transcription by RNA polymerase II
Cellular component (GO): nucleus
Molecular function (GO): RNA polymerase II cis-regulatory region sequence-specific DNA binding; DNA-binding transcription activator activity, RNA polymerase II-specific
Source: RefSeq, a predicted model, not a curated record